CCGAGUGAUCAGCUGUCGUGGCUGUCAUUCAUCAUGUGUCACGUGAUUUGUGUUUAUCCGGCUGACGUUGACAAUUAAUCUGCUCGGCAAGUAAUCAACGCGUAAAGUAGUGAUUGGAUUUCAAAACAAUGAGCCUAUUUUUAAGAAAUUUGGAUUCACGAUUUUUAUUUCUGGUAAUAAUCUCUUACGUGGUUGCCGAAAAUAUCGAAAAAAGUAGUGAUUGUCCAUGUGGAAAAGAUUCAAACAGGCAAAAGUGUGACAGCACAGGUGCAAGCGGUUACUGUUCUACUAAAAAUGAUGAAUUUAUCGAGAUCGGUGCAAAAAGCCAGUUUUCAUACGACGGAAAAGAUAAAUUCUCUGACAUGGUACAAAUAGAGGGUGGUUCCUAUUUUAUCGGUACGAACCACCCGGUGUUUACUCAUGAUGGAGAAGGGCCAAGAAGAAAAAUUAUUUUAGACAGUUUUUAUAUUGACAAAUACGAAGUGAGUAAUCGAGACUUUGAGACUUUUGUCGAAGCCACAGGCCAUAAAACAGAGGCUGAGAAAUUUGGAGAUUCAUUUGUUUUUGAAGGACUUUUGAGUGAAAAAACAAAAUCAAAUAUCGACAAAGCUGUUAAAGCGGCACCCUGGUGGUUACCUGUAAAAGGUGCCUUCUGGCGCCAUCCCGAAGGUCAAGAUUCGAGCAUAUCAGAAAGAAUGGACCAUCCAGUGGUUCAUAUAUCCUGGUACGACGCAUCAGAAUAUUGCAAAUGGCUAGGGAAGAGGUUGCCAACAGAAGCUGAGUGGGAGGUCACAUGUCGUGGUGGCUUGAAGGAUCGUCUUUAUCCCUGGGGAAAUAAACUCAAUCCCAAUAACGAGCACAGGGCUAAUAUAUGGCAAGGAGAGUUUCCUACGAAAAACACUGGGGAAGAUGGAUUUGAAGGAACAGCUCCUGUUACAUCCUUUCCACCCAAUAAAUAUGGUGUACAUAAUAUUGUCGGAAAUGUCUGGGAAUGGACGUCAGACUGGUGGCAAACUGAUCAUUCGAAUGCUGAAGAAAAGAAUCCCACCGGCGCCGAUAAUGCCUUAGAUAAAGUGAAGAAAGGAGGCUCUUAUCUCUGCCACGAAAGUUAUUGCUACAGAUACAGAUGCGCUGCAAGAAGUCAAAAUACUCCAGACACUUCAGGUGGCAAUGUUGGUUUUAGAUGUGCCGCUUCUGCAUGAUAUCUAAAAUCAUUACUGAGAUUAUUUAUUCUGUAAAUAAGAUGUUUUUACAAAUAUUUACAUUACUUUAAUGAAUAAAUUUUGUAUCUU
Molecule: messenger RNA, 1292 nt
Organism: Belonocnema kinseyi
Lineage: Eukaryota; Metazoa; Arthropoda; Insecta; Hymenoptera; Cynipidae
Product: formylglycine-generating enzyme
Exons: 4
Coding region: 129-1202 (357 amino acids)
Cellular component (GO): endoplasmic reticulum
Source: RefSeq, a predicted model, not a curated record